Molecule: messenger RNA, 1817 nt
Organism: Closterium sp. NIES-67
Lineage: Eukaryota; Viridiplantae; Streptophyta; Zygnematophyceae; Desmidiales; Closteriaceae
Source: the annotation of a GenBank genome assembly
AAUCGCUUUUGGCUGGACUUGAACUCACCCACGUUCUCAGUACCUCGUGUGCAGUUAGAACAUGCCCCGUCAGAUAUUUCUCUUUUACUAUUUCCGUAUCCGAGAAAGGUCCUGCUAGUGACAUUUACUGCCUGCGAUUCUCGGUUGCAACUCGCCUGGAGUUGUCUAGUUUGCGGCGGCGCUUCAGACGAAAGCUUUAGGGAAUGCUGGAAUCAGACUCAUGUUUUUUUCCAAGGAAGCGACCUAGGCUUUAGGACUCAUACUAAUCCUCAACGUUAACUGCAUCGGUGCGGCUCGGCGUGUGUUUCAAACAUGAAAAUUAGGCUCUUUAUAAUCUUCUGCUUUUGGUAUGGUUUGUUUCCUCUCGCAGCCACUGCUACUGCUACUAACUCACAGCCUAAGAUGAUGAGUACAGUGACCGAGUUUCGAGCCGGUAUUAAAACGAAUAACGGAACCGCUUUUACCAGGUACAGUCGUGUACUCAAAGCGCUCCAUGGUUUGCCGUCUAAACCGCCCAAUGGAGGGACUGUCACUACUAAUGCUCAUAAAAAAUCUGGUUUGAAGAUCGACUUUAGCGGCGUCGGCGCGUUCUACCAGUACCUGCGCUCGCUGGUCUCGAAAAAGCAGCCCCCUCUGCCGCCGCCGCCGGAGCCGCCGGCCACGCCGCGGCUCGUUCUGCUGGCGAAUAACUCAUUUGAUGCGAAAUGCCUCGACGGGAGCCCUCCAGGGUACUACUUUCGCCCGGGCACGGGGGGCGGCAAGCACAUGUGGCACAUCUAUUUGCCGCACGGAGGGUGGUGCCUCACUGCCGCGCAGUGCGCCACCAGGAGCCGCACGGCGCUUGGGAGUAGCACGUUCUACCCGGACGACCCCACCAACGCGACACUCUCCCCCAACUUCAAUGGCAUUCUCAGCAGCAACAGCACCGCCAACCCGCCCUUUUACAACUGGAACCUCGUUCGCCUCAUCUACUGCGACGGGGCGGGGUACUCGGGCACGGCGGGGAGGCUUGAGGUCCACAACGACACUGUGCUGUAUCUGGAUGGGUGGAACAUCGUUCAAGCCGUGUUUGAGGAUCUGAAGGCGAAUCGCGGGAUCAAAUCUGCAGCGCAGAUCCUCCUCUCGGGCAGCUCAGCGGGCGGCCAGGCUGUCAUAUCUCUCUGCGAUCGCAUCGCCGGUGCCCUCCCCUGGGCGGCCACCAAGUGCAUUGCUGACUCGGGCUUCUUCGUAGACUCCAAGGACAGUGCUGGCGGGAGCACGUGGCGCGACACAGCAAAGAGCCUGAUUGCGCUGCACAAGCCGAGCUGGCUGGCCUGCAUGGAUGCCCUGCCAGAUACAGACCACUGGAAGUGCUUUUUUCCACAAUACACCCUGCGGAGCGUUAAAACCCCCAUAUUUGUAUUCCAUACACUCUUCGACUGUACGGCGAGCACGCUCGGCGGGCUGUUACCACGAAACGAUUCGUACACUUAUCCAUGUUUACAAGAAGUUUCAUGGACAUCUACAGGGAUUAUAAAAAGCAAGGAGUGGAGCAGGAUACUGUGGAAGACAAAUUACUGUACGGCGGGUGAGAGAGAUGCAUUGUUCGUAGCGGCUUCUGUUCUUUAUGACGAGCUGGAGAGCACUAUCAGAAGUGUAGGUUCUGUGGUUGCGUUCAUUCCAUCAGGAAUGGCACAUGUUACGCUAUGUUACAGCACCUGGACUAAAGCAUGGAUCCGGGGAACGUCGGUGGAGUCCUUGAUAGUACGGUGGCUUGCAAACAAUGUAACCAAUAGAUUUGUGCAUAUGUAAGGCCUCCGUGGUAAAGAAGUUGAGGG